This is a messenger RNA of Acanthopagrus latus (yellowfin seabream), 3180 nucleotides long. RefSeq names its product potassium calcium-activated channel subfamily N member 2 (gene kcnn2). Gene Ontology annotation, cellular component: plasma membrane; neuronal cell body; neuron projection. Gene Ontology annotation, biological process: potassium ion transmembrane transport. Gene Ontology annotation, molecular function: calmodulin binding; small conductance calcium-activated potassium channel activity. NCBI's taxonomy places the organism in Eukaryota, Metazoa, Chordata, Actinopteri, Spariformes, Sparidae. The transcript has 7 exons. Bases 204 to 1976 code for a protein of 590 amino acids. The record is from RefSeq and is a predicted model, not a curated record.
CACGUCUCCUGGUUGCAACCUGUUCAUGACGUCGGACCAGUUGUUUUGGUCCCCCCUCUGCCCAAUCGGAAGGCUCCGGUCUCAUUCUACCGGAGCCGAAAUGGGUCUAUCCAUGCAGCCGCUCCGUCCUCCCGUAAGUACCAUAACGCCCUUCGUCGGGUGCUCUGUGGUACCCGACUGCUGCUUUAAACGGCAGCACUGACAUGGAAACCCCAUUGCAGCUGCACAACGAUUUCUUUCCAGAGCAGCAGUUCCAGCACUGUAAGUACCAGCACUACUGCGGGCGGGAGGAUCGGCUCGGCAAGCAGCGCGAGCAAUGCUGCACCUGCAAUAACUGCACCUGCGAGGCGAGAAAAAGCCUCGUCUUCCGCGGGACGUCGCCGACCACUGUGGGAACUUUGAGGACACCUUCGGAAACGUCUUCGGCGAGGCAAGGUUGCCAGUACAGCGUCUGCGAGUUCACACCCUCUAGUCAUGGUAGUUCAUCCAGGCAUCAUCAUCAUCCUCACCAUCAGCAGCAGCAGCAGCAGCAGCAGCAUUGCCGCGAUCGGCAGCGGGGCAGCCUGGGCAGCAGCCACAAAGACAGUAACUCCUACAAUGAAAUAGCCAUGAGCAGCUGCAGAUACAACGGCGGCGUAAUGCGGCCGCUGAGCAACUUGAGCUCGUCCCGCAGAAACAUACACGAGUUUGAUUCCGAGUCCCAGCCUUUGCAGCCCAUCUCCGCCGCAGAUGCGUCGGACACCCUAGUAUCCAAGCCGGAGAAUAAUUCCACCACCCUGAUGCCUUACGCAUCGGGGGACGGAGGGGGAGGCUGCGGCCACAGCGGCGGCAAAUCGGGGAAGAAGAAGAACCAGAACAUUGGGGAGAAGCUCGGGCACAGGAGGGCCCUGUUCGAGAAGAGGAAGCGGCUCAGCGACUAUGCUUUAAUCUUUGGGAUGUUUGGGAUCGUUGUUAUGGUUAUAGAGACUGAACUCUCAUGGGGAGCCUAUGGAAAGGAGUCCCUGUAUUCAUUAGCUCUAAAAUGCCUGAUAAGCCUUUCUACAAUCAUUCUCCUGGGGCUGAUUAUCAUAUACCAUGCGAGAGAGAUACAGUUAUUUAUGGUGGACAACGCAGCCGAUGACUGGAGGAUAGCCAUGACAUAUGAGCGCAUCUUCUUCAUCUGCCUGGAGAUCCUGGUGUGCGCCAUCCACCCCAUCCCAGGGAACUACACCUUCACCUGGACAGCGCGCCUGGCCUACUCCUAUGUGCCAUCCAAGACGGAUGCAGAUGUGGACAUCAUCCUGUCCAUCCCCAUGUUCCUGCGGCUGUACCUCAUUGCUCGUGUCAUGCUGCUGCACAGCAAGCUCUUCACGGACGCCUCGUCCCGCAGCAUCGGUGCACUCAACAAGAUUAACUUCAACACGCGCUUUGUGAUGAAGACCCUCAUGACCAUCUGUCCGGGCACUGUGCUGCUGGUCUUCACCAUCUCGCUGUGGAUCAUCGCUGCAUGGACUGUGAGAGCUUGCGAGAGGUACCAUGACAACCAGGACAUAACCAGCAACUUUCUAGGAGCCAUGUGGUUGAUCUCAAUCACGUUUCUUACCAUUGGAUAUGGGGAUAUGGUCCCAAACACAUACUGUGGGAAAGGAGUCUGCCUCCUGACUGGCAUUAUGGGUGCUGGCUGCACUGCCUUGGUGGUGGCUGUGGUGGCAAAGAAACUGGAAUUAACCAAAGCUGAAAAACAUGUCCACAAUUUUAUGAUGGACACCCAGCUAACAAAAAGAGUGAAAAACACAGCUGCGAAUGUUCUCAGGGAGACGUGGCUCAUCUAUAAGAACACCAAACUGGUGAGGAAGAUGGACCACGCCAGAGUCAGGAAGCACCAGAGAAAAUUUCUCCAAGCCAUUCACCAACUGACUCUUGUGUGUCUCUCUCGCUGUAUGUCAGUUUGCAUGCUGACCUCGGGGGCUGACACAUCUGGGUUUCUACUUUCCUAGCGACUGGUCAGACACUUAGCUGUCAGCUAGUCUUUUAGUGGCUCCCCGAGGACUCCCCGAAGUGCUACCUAACUCCAAAACAGUAUCGAUUUUAGCCUCACCUCGCUCUUGUUUUUCUUCAACCUACAGUGCUUACAAGCAGAUCCAGUCUGUGGCUUUGUCUUUGAAUAACUGGCAUUCAACCCAGUGCUUUAUUAUAAUAACUAGAUGUGCGGUGAUUGAUGCUUAAGUAAACUGUCCCCCUUUUUGUAUGUUUGUGUGCUUUCUGUGGUUUCAUGUACGUAUAUAGGUCUUUGUGGUCUCCUUUGUGCGGCUUUGAUUUGCUCAUGAAUCUUUUGAACACACAUUUAUGUUUCAAAGACAUCGGGAUGUUUAAUCACAUGGUGGAGAAAUACACACACACAGCUGUCUGCUGCUGCUGCUGCAACCCGCAUCCAGGUUUUGUGCCGUUUAAUAGCUUCUUGUCAUGGCUGCUUUGUCUAGUCAUUAUGUCCUCGCUGUCGUACUCAGGCGAUUUUUGCAGCGGUGACGACAGCGUCUCAUGUCCACCUCCUGUUCCUUUAGGACAGCCUAAUAAUGGAAGUCCCCGGGAGCUAAAGCUAAAUCUAUACAGAACCUGAUUCGCUGGGAAAAAGUCACGUACGGCUUUGUGUGCAAGGACAGCUGCUCAGCAUGGUGCAAGCAUCCUCCCGUCACACCUUUAUCUUGUGAGGAUUGUGUUUUGUUCGGGAGGAAGUGUGUUCACGGGCCUUAUCUUGGAGAGUGUUAAGCAUUGCCCGUAGUGUAGUUGCAGGACGUGAUGCAAGACUGCGGAUUGAGACGAAUGUAGGACAGGAAGCGGCCAGAGAGCGGGCAGAGCGGUCGAGUGGCGGGCUGGAAAAAAAAAAAAGGCCUAGCCUACAGCCAUCCUUGACCUGUCACGAGGCGAUGGUAAACAUCAAAUCAGAUAUCAUCGGGCCCGUUUCAUCCGGUCAGAGCUGCGAGGCAGUGUGUCAGUGGUCCCCAUCCGUCACUGUAAAGGAUGUGAGGUGUAAACAGUUGUUAAAUGGAGCUAUAAUAGGCGCUUUGAGGCACUGUCUGCGUCGACCAAUGUUUACUAAAGUUAACAGGGAGGUUGUUUAUUCGAUUUACUGUAUUCUCGAUAACCAAGGACUCGUGUGGGGGGGGAAAAGGGGAUUUAGACUUAGAGAGGCUGGAGCGCGGA